Leopardus geoffroyi (Geoffroy's cat) is the source of this 1185-nucleotide messenger RNA. RefSeq names its product BCL2 interacting protein 1 (gene BNIP1). The coding region runs from base 82 to 768 and encodes 228 amino acids. Gene Ontology annotation, cellular component: SNARE complex; endoplasmic reticulum. Gene Ontology annotation, molecular function: SNAP receptor activity. Gene Ontology annotation, biological process: retrograde vesicle-mediated transport, Golgi to endoplasmic reticulum. The record is from RefSeq and is a predicted model, not a curated record. The transcript is spliced from 6 exons. NCBI's taxonomy places the organism in Eukaryota, Metazoa, Chordata, Mammalia, Carnivora, Felidae.
AAGACCUGGAGCGGAAGGAAGGCGAUGCUGAAACGCGGUUAAAUUUGGGCACCGCCGCCGCCCGUAGUCGGCGUCCUCAACAUGGCGGCUCCCCAGGAUGUCCACGUCCGUAUCUGUAACCAAGAGAUUGUCAAAUUUGACCUGGAGGUGAAGGCGCUUAUCCAGGAUAUUCGGGAUUGUUCAGGACCAUUAAGUGCACUUACUGAACUGAAUACUAAAGUGAAAGAGAAGUUUCAGCAACUGCGGCACAGAAUACAGGAGCUUGAGCAGUCAGCUAAAGAGCAAGACAAAGAGUCAGAGAAGCAGGUUCUGCUCCAGGAAGUGGAGAAUCACAAGAAGCAGAUGCUCAGCAAUCAGACCUCAUGGAGGAAGGCUAAUCUCACUUGCAAAAUUGCUAUCGACAAUCUAGAGAAAGCAGAACUUCUCCAGGGAGGAGACCUCUUAAGGCAAAGGAAAACCACCAAAGAGAGCCUGGCCCAGACAUCCAGUUCCAUUACGGAGAGCCUCAUGGGGAUCAGCAGGAUGAUGUCCCAGCAGGUUCAGCAGAGUGAGGAAGCCAUGCAGACGCUAGCCAAUUCUUCCCGGACUAUCCUGGAUGCAAAUGAAGAGUUUAAGUCCAUGUCAGGGACCAUCCAGUUGGGACGGAAGCUUAUCACAAAAUAUAAUCGCCGAGAGCUGACGGACAAACUUCUCAUUUUCCUUGCCCUGGCCCUUUUCCUCGCUACGGUCCUCUAUAUUAUAAAAAAGCGGCUCUUUCCAUUUUUGUAAGAUAGGGAAUUACCAGCUUUUGCCCUUUAAAGUCCGGUGUCAAGAUCUGGCCAUGCUACCAAGCUCUGGUAAACCAGUCCAUGCCUCCACGGUCUGCUCCAGUUGUUCUACGGGUUGGAUGGAGGCACAGAGUUCCCCAGGUUCCUGCAGGUGGCUGGCUUGCAAAGGGCGAGCAGAGCAAGGUGUCAUUGAGACACCUUCAGGGACACAGGGACUCCACGAGCCGUCGCAACAGUGCUUAUGGCUGUCACAUGGGGCAUUCAGAGGCCAGCCUUCAGGCUUUGAUCCUCCUUUCUCUCCUUCUCCUGCUGUGGCCUUAGUGCCAGAUCUGGUAGAAGGAAGAGAAAAGUGGGGGGGAAGGAGGAUAAGGAAAACUCACGUCCAUUUCUUGAAUAAACUUGACUAUAUUUAAUAGAA